AUGGUGAGGGAGAUGAUAACUGAAGAAGAGGUAGAGCAGAAAAUUGGUGGGAACAAAAAGACGGCCGCUAUGCUAUUACCUGCUAGGAAUGUGUUUAUAGGUUCAAACAGCGUGUCAAAUCCAAGUACAAAGAUUGGAAAGAUGGGGUGUAUGUUGGUCAUGUUAUUGCGUCUUCGUCAAGCCUGUAUCCAUUUUCAUCUAACGAAGAAUGCCGUUAAUACAGAAGCAUUUCAAUCAAUUGGGACAGAAUAUCAACUGACAGCAGAAGAACAGGAACAGUUGGCCAAUAUCACCAUUGACAGUUACGUCGACUCGACUAGUUUCGAGGAUCUAAGCCUCAUUUUUAGAAGAAAACAUGCAAGUGCUAAGGGCGUCGUAAUUGACGCCAGUGUCAUGGUAUCGCAGUGGACUUCAUUUCUGAAGAUAUUAGAAAAACAUAUAGUGAAACGGUUCCGAGAUGCGCAGUGUUCAACUAUUAGUGGUGAUGUUCAUCCAUCAGAAAGACAAGAUCGUGUAAAGUGUUUUAAUGAAGAUAAAAAAGGAACAAAUGUUAUGUUGGUUUCGAUCUCAGCAGGUGGAGUGGGAUUGAACCUCACUGGAGGGAACCAUCUGAUCCUUAUGGAUCUUCACUGGAAUCCUGCGCUUGAGUUGCAGGCAUGUGACAGAGUUCACAGAAUGGGUCAGACAAGAGAAGUUCACAUCCACAAAUUGAUCAUGAAACAGUCGAUCGAGGAACGUGUGUUGGCUUUGCAGAUGAAAAAAAUGGAGCUUGCUGAGAACGUCUUGAAAGGGUUGUUAGUCGUCAUAUUUUCCAGAGCAGUCUCGAAAAGGAACAUGAAUCUCACAAUGGCGGAUCUGAAAUUUCUAUUCGAUUUGGAGUCACACCAUUAA
Molecule: messenger RNA, 891 nt
Organism: Angiostrongylus costaricensis
Lineage: Eukaryota; Metazoa; Nematoda; Chromadorea; Rhabditida; Metastrongylidae
Source: the annotation of a GenBank genome assembly